Messenger RNA from Talaromyces proteolyticus, 897 nucleotides. RefSeq lists its product as uncharacterized. The record is from RefSeq and is a predicted model, not a curated record. Bases 1 to 897 code for a protein of 298 amino acids. Lineage: Eukaryota; Fungi; Ascomycota; Eurotiomycetes; Eurotiales; Trichocomaceae. The transcript has 2 exons.
AUGUCCGCAACGUCGAGCGACAAAGAAUGGCUAGAAAACGCCGAACAAGCAGAGUCCACUAACUCGCAUGCAAGCGAGUAUCCGACCCAUCCGCUUUCCCAACUACAGGGACCAUUCGAAGAGUCUAUAACGGAGUCGGCCGACCCUAAGUACCUGCAAUGGCAGGUGUUUAUUGAUACGCAGUCUCGGCGAGACCAGAUUUUGACGUCACCUAAAUAUGAACGCCUUUGUGGGAGAAGAUGGCGCCAAAGGCCGGGUGAGAGAUAUCACCCUCUUUGGAAGAUCGUCGCUCAAAUAAGCUUCGGUCUACAUCUGCUCGCAAAUGACCUAGCCAAGUCAGAGAUCCACGUGGUCAAAAUUCUCCAGACUCACGUAUCCGAUAUCGAUGGGUUUAUUGAACGAACGACAGAUGAUCUCCAACUGGCUCUCAAUGACAUCACAGAACGUUUUGAUCUCCUUCGAUUACCACUCGAAAACUUGUCCAUCUUCAGCGAGAUGCUGGAGGAUCCGACGUUCCGGCAGUCAGUUAUUAUAGAUAACGAGCGAAUCGAGCAUAUAAUAACCCGCUCCACCUUAGCUAUGGAUGACUCAUUAAAGGACAUAAGAAAAGGUAACGAAUCCGUCAAUGGGCUUGCAUUCUAUAUCAAAGAAGUAGGAAAAGAAUGGGUUGAUCGACCUCCCGAACUUGAUCCUAUUUGCGAAGCCAUGGUGGGUAAUGUCGACGGAUGGAAUCGCGAACUUAGACGCCUGAAAAGAAGUGUGCAUAAGCUUGCUAUAGCCUUGACACAAAUGACCAGGUAUUCACUGGAGAUCCAAAGACUGGUCGGUGUGGCUAGCAGGAAAGGCGUGGUAUUACCAUCCUCCUUCCCUUCAAUCAAAUUGACCAAGAAAUGCUGA